AGACUAUCACGUCGGGAAUAAAAGUAUAAAAAUUUAAUAUUUCUUGCAUUGUUUAAAAAAAUGAAAUUUUAGAGUAUUCAAGCAACUUAUUGCAUUAGUUAUGAAUAACUAUUGUGUUACCAUAGUGGUUACUAUUAGAUUAGUUUCCUUUAUAAUCACUGCACCAACUUUAAGAUGGCAUCCAGAUUAUCCAAUACCUGGUACUUAUUUUAAUGCUUCUUUGGAAGAUCAGCCUUUUUACACUGCCAAUCUUGAUAUUGGUUGGAGUAUUGUGGCUGUUGUCCAGUUAGUUGAUAGCGAUACUGGAAAUUUAAUAGAACAUAACACACUAACUUUAAUAAAUCACUAUUCUAAAAGAGUAUGGGAUGCAGCUCAAAAUAAUAUAACUUUGGUUGAUAACUAUACUGGUGAUUUUUGUAUAGCAGACUUUUGGUUAAGGAACUCCUAUUUAAGAUGGGAAAAUUGGAAGCCUAAUUAUCGCCAAUGUGGAGUAGCUGGUCAAUGGAUAAAUAUGUAUAAAGGUGAAGCAUGGUUUAGACAAAUUUACUUUCAAAACCAAGCUUUUUCUGGAGAUGAUCAGCGGUUUCUUCAAGUUAAUAUAACUUAUAACAAUACUCAAUAUCUAAUCAACACUCUCCCAUUUUCUACUUACUCUUUUCGUUAUCUGCCUAAUGGUUUAAAAUUUGUAAAUCCGUUACCCGCAACUGUUGUUGCCAACACACCGUUUACAGUAAAACUUCAGGUAGUUAACUCAGAAGGUUUUCGAAUUAAUGAUACUCAAUAUUCUAACUGGGAAACCAUGUCUGCUGUAAGCUACAUUCAUAAACUGUACAGCAGACCAUAUGGAUUAUGGUUAUUUGAAACAGAUUGUGUUUUAGGUGGCAGUGAUGUUGUCACUACUGUGACCAAUGAUCUAGCUAUUUUUAAGAAUUUAGAAAAUGGAACUGUUGAUGUAACAAUGCAGUUAGAAGACAUUUUUGAAAAUUUGCAGCUUAAUUUUACUUUAAAGAAAAAGUAUCAACCGUAUCGAAGAUAUCCUGAAGAAGAAUUUGAUUCAGUAGCAAAUAGAAUGGAAACUUAUGAAUUAUUUUCCCCAUUUUUAAUUGAUGCCUCUUCUAACAGCUCCUUCAUUCGAUACAAAAAUUAUGAUCCUGUUAACUAUUUUAGAGGAACACUGCUGGCUAAUAUCACUGUUACAGCUCAAGCUGCUUUUCAAUUUCGAAUUGUUGCUGGUCAUACAUUUGUCGGAAAUCAAGGAGCUGGUCUUCAAAUUAUGAAUCCGUUACAAGUUGAAAUUAUUGACAUCAAUGGUAAUAGAGUUACUUCAGGACCUGACUCAAACUUGACUGUAACAACUUUAUCUGAUGUUCCUAAUACUUGCAUUUCUUCAGACAGUACUUUCCUCCUCAAAAGAGGAAUUGGUACGUUUUCUGGAUCUAUUUGCGGUUCUAUACUUUCAACAUCAUUAAAGUUUCAAGUUUCUUCAUCCAUUGGUACUCUUACUACCAAUUCAACUGCGCCAUUUUUAGUUCUCGAUACUUGGAAUUGGUAUGCUGCAACUGGAACAAGUCAAGAAGAUUCAGUUUUGUUAAGUUUGAAUUAUUAUCUAUCAAACACAUACUGGCUGGGUUCAAGAACUCCUAAUGUUUUUGAACAUUACACAGUUAAAGCUUUAAUCAACGCAUUAAAGGCAUCAAAGUUAAAUACAGCAGAUAGACUUGUUGCAAUGAUUGGACCAAGUGAUGAUGCAUUAACAGAUGCUUAUGCUGCAAUCGCUGGAGCUAAUGAUUACAUCAUGGUCAGCUAUACCAACACUAAAUCAAUAUAUUCAGACUCUACACGUUAUCCUCAUUUUAUGCGCGUCACAUUUACUGACAGUUAUAGGUUUUUAUUAAUUGCCAAUGCAUUAGCAAACAGGAAUUGGAAAAAAAUUGCUGUUGCAACAGUUAUAAACAUUCCUUUGCCUGAAGAGUUUCUUGUUCACACAACAUUUUUCAAAAUUUUAUAUGAUGUAGUUUAUUUUCCAAUAUAUAUCAAUAAAGAAAGCAUGGACAUCUUUUUCAAUGAUUUAAUCGCAACUAAAACAAGAAUCUUCUUUAGUUUUUUGAGUGGUGAUUAUUUGAAAGCAAUGGUUGCGCAAGUAGCCUUACGCAAUUUGACAGCUGAAAAUGGUUAUUUAUGGCUUGGUGAAGAUAAUAUGAUAAAUGAUUUUCCAUAUGACAAUGGAGGACUAUGUGCUAACAUAACACCUACCUGCGUAGAAGCUUUUAGAGGUGCAACAGUAUUUGAAACUCAUUAUCCAGUAUCUGGUUUUGAAGGUGGAAAUUUUGAUCGGUUAAAACUAGCACACGGUCAACAGUACCAUCAGGUUAUGACAUGGACAGGGGAUUAUUAUGAGAAAGUUGUUGCAACGUUAGCUUGGGAUGCGUUAUCUAUUACUGCUUCUGCACUUAUUUUUAUGUCUAAUAAUAAGCUCACAGUUACUUCCAAGUUUCUUCGAGAGUUGAUCCUUACUAAAACAUCACCUUUUACACUUACUGGAACUAUUUUAUUUGAUAAUAGUGGCAAUCGAAGAAAUUAUACAGCAUCAUUACUUCAGUUUGAUGGUUUGCCUGGAGAAAAUAACAGAUCAGUUUUGAAGAGAAAAAGAUAUUUAUAUCUUGGAGAUAAUGUUACUCUACAAAACAUCCUAAUUAAUAAUGCUCUUUGUGAGAUUUCUGUUGCUGGGCAAAAAAUGAUUUAUCAUAAUGUACUACAAAUCAAUAAAAACAGAAUCAGUUACAAUUCAAUAAAAGGUACAAUGAAUGAUGAUCUCAGUAUCAAUGGUCCCAUUGCUUUUGUAAAAACAGUUAUAACCGAAUAUAUACCGCCUGCUUAUUAUUGUAGUCAUGGGUGUGGUGGAAAACCUUUAGAUCUUAGUGAUCUAACCAUAUGGGAACAUGGCACAUGCAUAAAACAAGAUGUUUGUCAGUGUAAUCUAAAUCCUAAUACUGGAAAUCUAGGGUAUUCUGGGCCUACCUGCAACAUUACUAUUUGUGAAUUUUGUUCGUAUGGCACCUGUGUAAGCCCAGGCAAAUGUGUCUGCUAUGAAGGCUAUGUUAGUAGUGCUGAUAACAAUGAUUGUAGUGUUCCAACAUGUUACAAGUUUGGUUGUUCAGUAAAUGGAUAUUGUGCAAGUGCUGAUAUUUGUCAAUGCGACCCAGGUUUUUAUGGCCUUGAUUGUUCAAAAAAAUGUCAGUGUGUUCAUGGUCUAUGUAAUGAUGGAAAUAGUGGAACUGGAAAAUGUAGUUGUGAAUCGGGUUAUAUUGGAGCCACUUGCUCAACAAAAACACUGGCCAUUGCAAUUCCAGUUGUACUAGGUUGUAUAGUUUUGUUUGCACUUUUAUUUUUUAUUGGUCGUCAGAAAUACAAAGAAAUGCAACUUCAAGCCCAGCUCAUGAGCACCGAUUGGAAGGCAGAAUGGGAGACAAUUCGUUUACGACAAAAAGGGCAAAAAAGCAGCAUGAAAUCCUUAGCUAUUGAUGUCAGUAAAAUUUCAGGAAAUAGUGGUAUUUCAAAAGAAAUUGUUUAUAAUGAAAAUCAAGCAGUCUGGAAUAGUAAAGAUGUUAUGUUGAAAAGAUUGCGGAAGGAUGACAUUGAACUCAAUGAUACAAUACGUUGGGAAAUCAAACAAAUGAAAGACUUAAAACAUCCAAAUCUAUGUCUUUUUAUUGGUGCAUGCCUUCAAUCACCAAAUGUUUCUAUUUUAAAUGAAGUUUGUGCAAAAGGAAGCUUGGAGGAUAUAUUGUAUAAUGAUGAUAUUGCACUUGGAUGGAAUUUCAAAUACUCGAUGCUAAAAGAUAUUUGUCGUGGUAUGAUGUAUUUGGCAUCAAGUGAAAUAAAAUCUCAUGGCCGCUUGAAAAGUUCUAACUGCUUAGUUGAUAACAGAUGGACUGUUAAACUUGCAGAUUAUGGCUUGAAAACAUUUCGAAGCAAUGAACAGGGUGUGCGAUUGUUUUCACCUGGUGAUGGCCUUGGUGUUAAUAUCCCUACUCAAGAAGAGUUGGAAGGCUGUGACUAUUAUAAUUUACUCUGGACUGCACCAGAAAUUAUUAAUACAGGUGUUUCUCAUCCAAACCAUGUUGGUUACGGAAACAUAAAAGCAGAUGUAUACAGCUACUCUAUUAUCAUGGUUGAGAUGUGCACAAGACAACAGCCGUUUCACGAGUUAGACCAAAUAAAAAUUGAAAAGAUCAUUCAAAUGGUAGGAAGACUAAUACCUAUACCAAACAAUGUCGCUACUGUUGAUUGUAGAGAUAACGAAGGCAUACCAAUAAAAGCUUUGAGACCACAAGUAGAUACCUCUGAUUUACCUGAAGGUGAAAUUCAAGCUAAUGCUUACAAAAAUCUUUUAAAAGAUUGUUGGAAUCAAGACUUUAACUGCCGUCCUACUUUCGCUAAAAUAAUACAACAGCUCAAUACAAUAUCCCCUCAUCGUGGUGAGUUGAUGGACAAUUUAAUUGCUCUUAUGGAGCAGUAUACAAAUAGUUUAGAAGCAAUUGUUGCUGAAAGAACUAUGGAUUUAAAAGAGCAAAAGGAUAAAUGUGAUUUACUACUGACAAAAAUGCUUCCUCCGUUGAUUGCAGAAGAGCUCAAAUCAGGAAAUAACCCAAAACCUGAAUUUUUUAGUUGUGUCACUGUUUAUUUCAGUGAUGUUGUUGGUUUUGGCAAAAUGUGCUCAACAUGCACCCCAUAUGAAAUAGUUGAUCUUUUAAAUGAUCUUUAUUCUGUUAUGGAUGAUAUCAUUGAGUCGUUUGAUUGCUAUAAAGUUGAAACAAUAGGAGAUUGCUAUAUGGUUGUUUCUGGUUUGCCAGUACGAAACGGUGAUCAGCAUGCGUGCGAAGUUGCAAACAUGUCGUUACAACUGUUAUCAUCUCUUAAUGGUAUUGGGUAUAGACAUUUAGCUGGAUCUCAAGUCCAACUUCGAAUAGGAAUGCAUUCAGGACCUGUUGUUGCGGGAGUUGUUGGAAUUAAGAUGCCAAGAUAUUGUUUGUUUGGUGAUACGGUUAACACUGCUUCUCGUAUGGAGAGCGGUGGAUUCGCCUUGAAGAUUCAUCUAUCCGAAGAUACUUAUAAAAUCUUGCAGACGUUUGAAGGGUAUCAGUUUUUUUGUCGUGGCGAGAGACAAGUAAAAGGAAGAGGACUAAUGACAACAUACUAUCUUAUUGGUAAAGAAGGUGCAAGUUAUAAUCUUCCUACCGAGGAUAUGGCUCUUUCAGCAUCGCAACACUAUUUUAAAUAAAUGUUUUAACUUGUGACUUUAAUUGUUUA
This is a messenger RNA of Hydra vulgaris (swiftwater hydra), 5310 nucleotides long. RefSeq lists its product as uncharacterized. Gene Ontology annotation, biological process: intracellular signal transduction; receptor guanylyl cyclase signaling pathway; protein phosphorylation. Lineage: Eukaryota; Metazoa; Cnidaria; Hydrozoa; Anthoathecata; Hydridae. Gene Ontology annotation, cellular component: plasma membrane. Gene Ontology annotation, molecular function: protein kinase activity; adenylate cyclase activity; guanylate cyclase activity. The record is from RefSeq and is a predicted model, not a curated record.